CGCUGUAUUAUACACUCCAUUCCCGCACAACAAGAGGCCCAGCCAUGCAGCUCCCUGAGCCGGCGGGGGCCAUGCUCCUCUCUCUCAUCGCUAUUCCGGUCUCCUACCUAGUAAACUCCCUGUCUGCAGCGUCUGACCCCACCUUUAUAGCCGGAAUGGGUGUCUUAGUGCUGCUUGCUCUGUGGUUCGUUUCAUUUUACCUUGUCCAAGGAAAUCCUCCUCAGGAUCCACUGUUCUAUGUGUUUGCCGUUUUCUCAUUCACAAGCAUCAUUGAUUUGAUAAUAUGGCUGGAGGAGGAAGGCUAUAUCCGUGGUUUUAUGGAGUUUUAUAUGAAAGAGGGGGAGCCAUAUCUCCGCACUGCCCAUGGGCUCCUCAUCUGUCUUUGGGAUGGAACUGUGCAUUAUAUUCUUUACCUGGCUAUGUUGGUAGCAAUCGCUCAAGGGAAGAACUACAAGCCAGUAGGUCUGUUCUGGCUGGGCUCUCUCCUCAUGAGUAUGCUCAUCUUUCUCCCUGGAAAUGUGAUCGGGAAAUAUGGAUCAGAAAUCCGUCCAGCAUUUCUGCUCAAUGUCCCAUACUUACUGCUCCCCAUCUGGGCUGGGGUGAGAAUAUUUCGUGGGUGUUAUUCUUUCCCCAAAUUCCCUGCUGAUAAGGUGGAGGCGGUGCACAGAGAAGGAAUCUUUCAACGUCCCUUAGACAUUGCACUUAUCAUCUACCUUUUGGGAGCCAUCAUGUUCACUGUCUUCAGGGGCUUGGUGGUCCUGGAUUGCCCUUCUGAUUCGUGCUUCACUUACAUUUACCAGUAUGAGCCAUACCUGAGAGAUCCAGUGGCUUACCCAAAGGUUCAGAUGCUGGUGUGUUUGUUCUACCUGCUUCCUUUUCUCUGUCUGGCAAUCUAUGGUUUGUUGACUCCCGGAUGCACGUGGAUGUUGGACUGGACAUUGGUCUGUGCAGGGGCUGUUGCGCAGGCUCAGUUUGCUCACAUGGGAUCUUCACUUUAUUACCGAACCCCCUAUACUUAUCGUGUCCCCAAUGAUGCCUGGUGGGCUUUUGUUAUCUCUAACAGCCUGUAUACCCUGGGACCUCAACUCUUGGCCUAUCGCUGUCUACGGAGCCCAGCAUAUUUCUUACAGGUUACUACCCAGUCUGCAGAGGAUGGCAAAAAACAGGAUUAGCUAGAGAGUGAGCAGAGGACUUUGGGGACUGCUCUCCUAAACUGACUGCAGUUUAUAGAAUUUCCUAAUUUUUUGGAGCAUUGUGAUAGACUUGUCCAGCAUAUGUUUUUUUGUACUCCAGGAUUCCUGUUGGAGCCUAAUUAGAUUAUGCUGGUCCUUUAAAGGGCACUACUUGGAUGCUGUUGCGCUUGGCAGAACCUUCUUGUUAAACACGAGUAUUGGCUGUUUUGUUGUGGAAUUCCUGGUUUUCAGAUAGACCUCUGUUUCCAGUUCAUUAUUUUUCAGUUUUAGUUUUUUUGUUUACAUUAAUGUAGUAUAUAUUAACUUCAUUGAUAUAAAUCUCUUCAAUGAGAGCUUCAUUCUGUUUCAAUCUGAUUUCCUUCUUGUUUUUUUGGACCAAAAGAAGCUCCUACUGGCAGCUGCCAAUCAUAAAGAUGACACCGUUCUGUUCACUUGGAUGAAAGCUUACUUUCCAGUGAGAAAACAAAUGCACCAAUUAUUAUUUUAGGCGCUUUACAUUGCAAGCACAGAUCUUUUUAUGCGUGUGAAUUGGUUUCAUAAAAUAACAUGGUAACUGUGUCUUCACUGUGGAGACACUGCAUAUAGCUCACUUGUAUUCUUCUAUCUAUAGUUUGGUUAUAUAUUUAUCGUAAUGUCAUUUUUAGCAGUCACAAUUUUUUUUAUACAAUUUGAUAGCCAUAUGUUGUCAUUUUGUAUAAACUUGUCCAAAGAAGCUACAGUAGCUAAAAUAUAAUGGGGUAUAUAAUGUUCCAGUUAAAAAAAGUGUACAAACACUUAUCUACAAUAUUUUCUACAAAAUUCUUCAUUAAAGUGAAAUAUAAUGUAGGCUUUUAUAUUUAUAUCUUGCUGAGAUUUAUCCACACAGCUCAAUUCAAGGCUACUGUAUAGUUCUAUUAAAAAAUGAGACAUUUGAGUCAUAGUAAAACAUAAUAUUCCCUGAACUGGAAGUUAGUCCUUCUUUAAAUAAAAUAGUUAAACUGA
Molecule: messenger RNA, 2174 nt
Organism: Bombina bombina (fire-bellied toad)
Lineage: Eukaryota; Metazoa; Chordata; Amphibia; Anura; Bombinatoridae
Product: transmembrane 6 superfamily member 2-like
Exons: 1
Coding region: 45-1172 (375 amino acids)
Biological process (GO): regulation of lipid metabolic process; lipid homeostasis
Cellular component (GO): endoplasmic reticulum membrane; endoplasmic reticulum-Golgi intermediate compartment membrane
Source: RefSeq, a predicted model, not a curated record